This is a messenger RNA of Rubroshorea leprosula, 1934 nucleotides long. The record is from the annotation of a GenBank genome assembly. NCBI's taxonomy places the organism in Eukaryota, Viridiplantae, Streptophyta, Magnoliopsida, Malvales, Dipterocarpaceae.
GAAUCCGGGUGUGCACCAAUCAUGGUCCUUGUUGGCUAUCCUGCAGGACAGAAGGGAUAUAAAGUGUAUGACCUUGAAACCAAUAAAAUUUUUACUUCUAGGGAUGUAGUGUUCUAUGAAAAUCAAUUUCUUUUCAAACUUCACGUUCAAAAGCUUCCAAAUACAUCUCGUAGUGUCAUUCCAUUAUCUAUAACUAGUGAUGAUGCAUCUACUUUAGACACUAACCCCUUACCGGUAGAACUUGAUAGCCAACAAGUUAGUCUUGAACAAGAAGUUGGUCUUGAGUCACCUGUUUUAAAUCCCACCAUCACUAAUAAUAGUGAUUCCCCUAUUUGUUCUACUCAAGGUACCAUGCUUUCGGUUCUACUUCCUGAUAUUGUCCCCGAGGGGGUCGUUAGAUCUCAAAGACAAAGUUAUGAUGAGCCCAGGUCUUAUGUGCAGGCGAAGAAAGAUCCAAAAUGGUGUGAUGCUAUGGCGCAAGAAAUUGCACCAUUGGAACAAAAUAAACUUGGACUUUGGAGAUUCUCCCACCUGAAAAACAAGCUGUUCGAUCCAAAUGGGGGUGCAAGAUCAAGUACAGGGCAGAUGGAUCUAUUGAAAGUCAUUGCCACAGCCAAGAAUUGGGAACUUCAUCAAUUGGAUGUUCAUAAGGCAUUUCUUCAUGGUGACCUUCAUGAGGAAGUGUACAUGAUUCCCCCUCCUGGUUAUCUACCUAAAGGAGACACUCGAGUAUGCCGGUUACACAAGUCCCUUUACGGUUUAAAGCAAGCCUCUCGCCAAUGGUUUGAAAAAUUCUCUACUUCUUUGAUCAACUAUGGUUUCACACAGCCUAGGGCUAAUUACUCUUUAUUCACCAAGUAUUCUGGUGCUUCAUUCACUGCUGUGCUUGUUUAUGUUAAUGAAUUAGUUAUUGCAGGCAACGAUCCUUCUCAAUGUCAAGCACUAAAAGCUUACCUACAAGGUUGCUUUCAUAUUAAAGAUCUUGGCGGUCUGAAAUAUUUUCUUGAAUUGGAAAUAGCCCGUUCUCCUUCUGGAUUGUUUAUUUGUCAACGUAAGUACACAUUCGAUAUACUUAAAGAGGCUGGCAUGCUCGGUUGCAAACCUUCCACAUUUCCCAUGCAACAGCAACACAAGUUGUUAUGUGAUACAAGCCCACUUCUUAGUGAUCCUGAUAUGUAUCGUCGUUUAGUUGGAAGGCUCAUAUAUCUUAUUAUCACAAGGCCUGGGAUUUCUUAUGCAGUGCACAGCUUAAGUCAGUGUAUACAUCAACCCCGUGAAUCCCACCUCUUUGCUGCAAUGAACGUACUUAAAUACUUGAAGUCUUCUCCUGGACAAGGAUUGUUUUUCCCAGCCUCUAAUGAUUUUCAGCUUAUUGUCUACUGCGACUCUGAUUGGGCUAGUUGCCCACUAACCAGGCGCUCUACUACAAGCUCCUUUAUCAUGUUAGGUACAGCUCCUAUCUCAUGGAAGACAAAGAAACAAACCACUGUCUCACGGUCAUCUGCUGAAGCCGAAAAUGGGUCAAUGGCAACCACUACCCAGCGAGCUUCUUUGGUUACGUUAUCUUCUUGCUGAUUUAACAGUCCACCUUUCUACUCCCAUGAUUUUUCAUCGUGGAUUGAGGGUUUUGUCACUGAUUUUUUUUAUUUUCCUUGUUUAUGGUUAAAGAGGCAUAUGCAUUUACUCAAGGAGUUGAGUUUUGUGGGGAUUUUCGAGACUUGUAUGAUAAGUUUUGCAUCUCAGACUGAUGAUCAGACUGUUGUCUUUCUCAUUUCUUUUUCUUUUUUUUUUUUGGUUUAAGUACCAUUUUGAUCCCUCAACUUUUGAUUUUGGCACCAAAAUUGUCCCUUACCUUUAAAAAGUACCAAAUUUAUCCUUGAACUUUCAUUUUUGUACCAAAAUAGUCCUUUUGUCAGUAAAAUGACAGGUGUCAC